This is a messenger RNA of Octopus bimaculoides (California two-spot octopus), 705 nucleotides long. RefSeq names its product protein ZBED8. Lineage: Eukaryota; Metazoa; Mollusca; Cephalopoda; Octopoda; Octopodidae. The record is from RefSeq and is a predicted model, not a curated record.
AUGAAGACCAUUGUAUGUGCAAAUGAAAUAUCAAAUGUAUCAUUGCUUCUUAGUAAACUGAGCAAACAUUUUAAAACUAACUAUCCUCAUUUGCAAGAUAAUUCUACAAAUUAUUUCAAGACAUUGUCUGAAAGGCGAACUAAAGUGGCAAGUUCUUUCAUAAAUGAAAUGACUGUCUCUGAGAAAGCUCAAAUCACCCCCUACCAAGUCUCAGAACUGAUAGCAGAAAGUAUGAUACCUCAUACUAUAGGCAAGUCACUCAUUUCGCCUGUGUGCAAAAAAGUAAUCUCGACAAUGCUUGGGAAUCAAGCAGCAAACGAAAUAAGCAAGAUUCCACUGUCCAACGAUACAGUUCACAGGCGCAAUUUAGAAAUGUCUUCUGAUAUCGAGAAAAAUGUAUGUAGUAAUAAAUUUAAGUAUUCACCUUUUGCAUUGCAAGUUGAUGAGUCAACAGACAUCACCAACAAGGCGCAACUCUUAGCAUUCAUUCGAUUUAUCCAUGAAGAUCAAAUAGUAAAUCAGUUUCUUUUUUGCAAAGAAUUAAUUGCCACUACAAAAGGACAGGGCGUUAUCAACAUUCUGAAUACAUACUUUGAUAACUGGCAGUUAUCAUGGAAAUUAUGUGUGGGUAUUUGUACAGAUGGAGCCCCUUCCGUGGUAAGCUGUGUUAAGGGUCUUACAGCUUUUGUAAAAAAACUAAAUUAA